CCGACAGGGCUACUUUUUUUUCCCUUUCUUUCCUUUGAAGUCUUGUUCAGACCAAACAACACAACUCUCGACUGCUACAAACCCAUCUGUCCAAAUCCACAAACCCUCACAUCCCACCGCAAACAUGAACACUGUCAAAUCAUUCUGGCUUGGAUGGGGCUCUCUCUGCGCAGCCGGCGGAGCUGCCUACUACUUUGCCAAGCAGAGCAUCAACGCCGAUCGUGCAGCCCGCUUCGAGGAGCAGCGCCAGAAGAAGAUGAUGGUCCAGUCUCUUGAGUACGGCGACAACGUUCCCUCCCAGCCCGGCUCCGCGUCCGCCAUGGCCGGAGCUGCGCGCACCGACACCGCCGGCUCCCCCAGCCAGGAGUCCAGCUCCGAUCCAGCACCGACCCGCCACGCCCCGGCGACCGAAGCGCAGAGAGUGACGGAGAAGAGCAAAUACGAAAGUAGUACGCCGUUCAGGAGUACAAAGGGAGAUCGAUUCUCAUAGGCACAGGAACGAGGCGGUGGAUGGACCGAGCUCGUGUAGUAUAAUUGUUU
Molecule: messenger RNA, 540 nt
Organism: Colletotrichum godetiae
Lineage: Eukaryota; Fungi; Ascomycota; Sordariomycetes; Glomerellales; Glomerellaceae
Exons: 5
Coding region: 125-490 (121 amino acids)
Source: RefSeq, a predicted model, not a curated record